AAAUGGCGGCUUCUAAGGAGAAAGAUGGUCGGCCGGGGAAACCUGGGGGGAAGGAAUCGCAGCCUUUGAUAAUAGCCAAAACCCCAGCUGAGGAGCAGAGGUUAAAGUUGGAGAGGUUGAUGCGAAACCCCGACAAACUUGCGCCCAUUCCCGACCGACCGAAAGAAUGGAACCCCCGUGCGCCACCGGAGUUUGUGCGGGAUGUAAUGGGAUCCAGCGCCGGGGCUGGCAGUGGAGAGUUUCAUGUGUACAGGCACCUACGCCGUCGAGAGUACCAGAGACAGGAUUUUCUCGACCGAAUGACUGAAAAGCAAAAGUUGGACGUGGAAUAUCAGGAGAAGCUGAAGGAAAACCAAAAGGCAGCAGAUGAGAGGACUGCUAAACGCAGGAAGAAAAGGGAGAAGCUGAAACAGAAGAAGAUGAUGGCCAAGAAAGCCAAAGAGGAAAAGAAGACGGAUGAAGCUUCUGACGAGGCCACCUCCAGCAGUGACGAUGAACAACAGCAAGAGCAGGAAGCCGAGGAUGAUGCUGAAGUUCCCAGCUUUGUCAUGGGAAAGAGGUGACAUCCCUGUCCCUUGGCUAGAGCUAAGCAGAAGGAGGGGGCUCAGAUACGGCGACCACAAGGAGUCAGAGAACGUUUCACACCUGUGGGGGACAUAAAUGACAUGAACUGGCAUGAUUUCCCAGUGGGUUCUACAAAACAAGGAGAGGUCAUUGGCCUUGUUGCCUUCUGUGAUGGGAAUGAGAGGGACCGCUCUGCUGAAAUAUUUCUACUAUCCUGUCGGCCCCUUGGGGUAGUGCCUCCUAAGUCUGAACAUUUAAUGGACUGCAAGAAAAUCAGUGUCCUUAAUACAUAAUUUUGCUGUUUCUUUUGGGUUGUGAAUUUGUGCUACAGUACUGUGUUGUGUUGUCUGGAUUCUGUUUUUUUUUUUCUAUUUUGUUAAAUGAAUGCCUGCCAGAUACAAAUACCGUAACUAUUGUUAUUGUCAUUUUGAAUGUAUAUAUUUUAAUAAAGAUGCCCAGUAUUUGAGUUGAAAA
This is a messenger RNA of Megalops cyprinoides (Indo-Pacific tarpon), 1038 nucleotides long. RefSeq names its product PRKR interacting protein 1 (gene prkrip1). Gene Ontology annotation, biological process: negative regulation of protein kinase activity. Gene Ontology annotation, cellular component: nucleolus. Gene Ontology annotation, molecular function: protein kinase inhibitor activity; double-stranded RNA binding; protein kinase binding. Lineage: Eukaryota; Metazoa; Chordata; Actinopteri; Elopiformes; Megalopidae. The record is from RefSeq and is a predicted model, not a curated record. Bases 3 to 563 code for a protein of 186 amino acids. The transcript is spliced from 6 exons.